GGCACAAGAAUUGAUUUAAGCUUAAGCUUAACUUUAGAUUCUCGAAAUUGUUUUUAGUCUCAAAAUGUCCUCGAAGCCUUUGGAUGCUUGCAAUAAUGGCGAUUUUCAGUUAGGAUUUGGGGCAAACAUGAGCUUUGAACCAGCAAGCGAGAUUCUCAGUCCAGCAGAUUCGCGAAAGAGGACGGUACAACACGACAAAGGACCAGCACGAAACGAAGAGACGUUUGUACAACCGGAGCCUCCGAAGAAACAUAAAGGAACACAUCCAACUCACAUGACCGGACAAGAUCGCGACAAUCAGAUGAAUCCCUCAGAUCAUAUGACAUCACAUGUGCAGCAAGGAGGUUCCUUCUUGCACCAGAAUCCCAGUGAACCGGGUAGCAGUGAUGAUAAAGCAAGGCUCGAAGCUGUUUUACGAGAACUUGGCCAAGACAUGAAGAUGGUGUAUUUGAAAUGGGCACAGCCUUUCGCUGAGGGCGAAUCUUUUGAAGCGUUUUGUCCUGCAAGGCUAGACGAACUUCUGAGGGAGGCGCAAAGGCUGGAACAACACCUCAAGAAUCAAAAAGAACGUCUAAGGGAGAGGUUGACCGUUAUUACAAGAACUCUGCAAAAGCCAAUGUUGUAAAUUGUACACUUGAACACAUCAGGGAAUUCAAGAAGACUCAUCAAAGGGUUU
Messenger RNA from Orbicella faveolata, 676 nucleotides. RefSeq lists its product as uncharacterized. The record is from RefSeq and is a predicted model, not a curated record. Lineage: Eukaryota; Metazoa; Cnidaria; Anthozoa; Scleractinia; Merulinidae.